AUGAAUGUGCAACCAGUGACACGGUCCCAUAGAAAACUCAUCCAACCCGUCAGCAAACUACCCGAACCACCACAGCGCCAGAAGGCAAUGCAGCGCGACCACGUCCGCGUCCGCGAUGUCCCAGAACCGCGGCGCCGUCGCCGGGCUCCCGCCCGGCAGGAGGAGGUGGUGCCACGCCGCGCCCGCGAGCCACAGCUGGACGUGCACCAGCCAGCCCAGGGCGUAGCCCGCGAUGAUCAGGAAGAGGGCGUCGUAGCACAGCUGCGACGUCACCAGGUGGACGCUGGUCGGGACGAUGGUGCGGCCGCGGCCCUCCUAGGUGAGCACGAGCUCCGCGGCGAGCAGGUCGGCCUGGUCCGGCGUGUGGUGGGGGGCGACGCGGAUGCACGUGGCGAGCAUGGCGAGCCCGACGACCCAGGGGAGCUCUCGCCAGGGGGAGGGCAGGGCGGCGCGGAGCAGCGGGAGGGCGGCGGCGAGGGAGAGGGUGAGGAGGUGGAUGCCCAGGGAGCGCGGCGGCCGCGGCUGCGUCGGCUGGACCAUCUUGGUAUGGGUCUUGUUGAGGUCUGA
This is a messenger RNA of Thyridium curvatum, 567 nucleotides long. RefSeq lists its product as uncharacterized. The record is from RefSeq and is a predicted model, not a curated record. Bases 1 to 567 code for a protein of 188 amino acids. The transcript has a single exon. NCBI's taxonomy places the organism in Eukaryota, Fungi, Ascomycota, Sordariomycetes, Thyridiales, Thyridiaceae.